AUGGCCCGCCCGUUCCUGAAGGCACCGGACCCCAUCGCCCUCGCCAUCGUCAUGCCAACAGAGAGCGCAAGUCUCCCGCUCGACAAAUUGAAGACCCCGCUUGGCCAACAAGAACCUGGAGUCCCGGCCACGAGACAAGUCAUCUCAGAGGGUAUGGGAAAGGAGACGUGCGGGUUCUUCAGAACAGGGGGAGGGAGAGCAGGGGUUAUGGAACGGGUUCAUAACAGGAGAGUACUAGGAGAAAUCAGUACUUACGCAAAAGUUAUCAACCUCUUUCCAGAACUCGCAGUAGUCACCUGCACAGCCGGCACAGGAGCCUCGAGAAUCGCAUGCCACAACACGGGUAGGUGGCUCUGCGGAAGCCUCUACUCGACCUGUUUAGGCCCCGCCGAAACAAUCUGCAAAGGCAAGACGGAGAACGGGGAGAGGACGCUCUGCUGGUAUGUCAAAACCCCGCACCGCUUUACUACCCCAUCCGCCUUCCAGCAAACCCCCUUUUCUGAUUUCAAUUUCAUAUCGGACACACUAACACAACCUCUUCUCUUCAAGCAACAUAGAAAGCCCCGUCUGCGGCACCCUCCUCCGCGGCUCAGGCGAAAGCCAGAGAACCGGCCUAGCCUGCUUCGGCGCCGACUUCAAGACGAAAUCCGUCCAGACCCUCGCGUCGAAUACGUGGCCGACCUUCAUCACGGACCCGCUACCGCCACCGUCAUCGUCAACAUCGUCGUCGUCUUCGCCUUCGGCUACGUCCAGGCCCCAGAUUGCGUCUGCGAAAUCCUGCGCUACCCCAACGACCGCCACACCCUCGGCGUCUGCGACGAGUAG
Molecule: messenger RNA, 825 nt
Organism: Colletotrichum scovillei
Lineage: Eukaryota; Fungi; Ascomycota; Sordariomycetes; Glomerellales; Glomerellaceae
Exons: 3
Coding region: 1-825 (274 amino acids)
Source: RefSeq, a predicted model, not a curated record